Molecule: messenger RNA, 2584 nt
Organism: Ornithodoros turicata
Lineage: Eukaryota; Metazoa; Arthropoda; Arachnida; Ixodida; Argasidae
Product: galactoside alpha-(1,2)-fucosyltransferase 2-like
Exons: 2
Coding region: 135-962 (275 amino acids)
Biological process (GO): carbohydrate metabolic process
Cellular component (GO): membrane
Molecular function (GO): galactoside 2-alpha-L-fucosyltransferase activity
Source: RefSeq, a predicted model, not a curated record
UCACAAUAUGCCCCCCGAAUACUGUUGAUCCUCCCAAGAACAUCACACGGCCACCAGGACUGCGUAAUGAAUAUCAUGCCACAGUAGCCAAAGGUGCUUGGACAACAGACAACUCAGGACGAUUGGGAAACCAGAUGGGUGGAUAUGCUACCCUCUACGCAUUGGCUAAGCUGAACCGACGGCGGGCGUACGUUCAUCCUCAAAUGUACACAAAUCUGGCCCCGUACUUCCGCGUCACACUUCCCGUCAUUGGUAGGAGAGCACUUACGACCCAGCGCUGGAGGUCCUACACACUGGAAGACAGAAUGAAAGAGCAGUAUGCUCAUAUUCAAGAUCUUUACGUCUGGUUCCGAGGCUUCCCUUGUUCCUGGACCUUCUACCACAGCAUUCGUGAGGAAAUCGUGAAGGAGUUCACAUUCCACGAACACCUCAAAUACAAGGCCUGGAAGACACUGCACAAGCUAAGAGGAAAUAGAACGGAGCCCACCUUCGUCGGUAUUCACGUGAGACGCGGUGACUACGUCAACAUCAUGCGUGAUGAACUCCAGGGCGUCGUGGCAGACAAGACUUACUUCGAGAAAGCCAUGGGUUAUUUUAGAUCGCGUUACAAGGAAUUGAUAUUCGUUGUGGUUAGCAACGAUAUGGCGUGGUGUGAAGAAAACAUCGAUGCUUCGUUGGGAGACGUCUACUUUCCUGGAGACGGGGACGAAAACUCCCCUGGCAACGAUCUAGCUCUGCUCGUCCAAUGCAACCACACCAUCAUGACGUUAGGGACGUUCGGCUUCUGGGCCGGCUAUUUAGCUGGUGGAGAAGUCGUUUACUUGGCUAACUUCACGCUGCCUGAUUCUCCCAUGCGAAAUUACUUCUUUCCACCUGCCGCAUAUCUACCUGAGUGGGUCGGUAUUCAGGCUGACCUCUCCCCGAUUCGGAGGCAUAUAAUGUCUGGCGGAAUAGGGAUUUAGACUGGAGAAACAAAAUCUAGAAAGAACAAUCGCUAACCUGUGUAUUUCAAAUUGUGGGCGAAAGCGGUGCGAUGUGUAUGUGAGUAUGGCGGGCUAGAAAUACGGUUUUGCCAAUCGGCAAGUUUUUCAGGUACCCAAAAAUGAAGGAUGCUCCAGGGACGCUGAAGUCCGCGACAGGGCCGCGCUCUGCGGAUUUUCCUGAGUCACGUGAUGUUCCACUACAGUUUGCUGAAGAGCGCUGGUGUGCGAAUGUCAGUGCUUGGGAUGCGAUACGGACAAACAAGGACAGGAGUCACUCGUUAUCAGUUGUUUUGUUGCAGGUAUCACCGCGGCUGUUCUUCACUGCUUUUUUAUUUGUUUGCGUUUGAACUGAGGCAGCUCGACGAAACAAGAAACUUUAUACAGCAAUCUAUUCUAUCAAGCGUUAACGCAGUACCAUAUGACGACAGUGGCAUGUCUUGCGACUUAUGACUUACGGCACGACGGACACGUUUCAUACGAAACGCCGCAAAACUGUGACAAAGAUUCUCAGCAGGUGAAAAUAGGCGGAUCGACGAUACUUUCGAGUCGCUCGUAUAGUAUCACAAACUGACGAACAAAAUCCGUUGUGGCCCUUAGUACACUGCGAAACCACAACAGGAACCAUUCUGCUGUCUACUGAUCUCACUCUAAUGACAAUAAAUGUCCGACAAACUGUCCACACAUCUGUCGUGCGACAGAAACAUGAAACUAUAUCGUCGUUCUUCACAAUAAUGAAAUUCCCCCAUGAACCAGCCAAGUGCUGAGCAUACUUAUUUUCGACCACAGGGAGCAGGGAACUAUAGAAAUUCGAAAUAGGAAACCAUUCGAAAAACAAUGCUGCAAAUAAUUGUGUGUGCCGGGGGACACGAAAUAACGAAAGCUGGUUACUGUCUUUACGAGCAAUAUUGCAGUUUGACAAGAAACAUCUACGUGAUGUCCUCUUGUAUACCUUUUUUUUUUAUUGCUCAAUCAACUAUCCAGGCAUGGAUAAAACCGAUGGCGCAUAAGCUCUCGAAGAAAGCAGAAGGAGCAAUGUUAGAAAUAUUUUCACCAGUGGAAUAUUAUUCCACGAGAACCCCUUCAUUUUACGUCUGUCAAAGCAAGAAGUAGACGACAUAGCGUUUUUUUUUUCUUAUUUAUUUUCUUGUUCACCGAACUUGGGCAUCAAAACAUGUACACGUCCACGCGCUUUACUGAUAAGGUGACGAACGAACAUCCACAGCAUGGCAUGUGUUAUCACAUCGAGACGUUCAGGUGUGUGCCAUUAGGCACACCCGUCUGCCGUUGUCACGUGACGACUUCGACGUACUGUCCCCUAAUUGACAACCAUAAAUGCAAGCAGAAGGAACAGUUGCCGCUGAAGAAAGCUUCGACAUCAAAAAUGUUUUAUUGCUUACACGGAGACACAGGCGGAGACUUAGUUUUCCUUUGUAGUUCGUGGCGAAUCCGCAUGGUUCGCUGCGAGCGACGACUCGAUCUAUCCUUCAUUUGAGGGGCCCCCCCUUCCCCGUGCAUUGGAUAGGCCGAUUGGCACACCCGUAUUUCUAGCCCACCAUAAUGUGAGUGUGCAACUUUUGUGCAAGAAUGGCCGCUGCAGAAGG